AUGGACCCGUUGUCGGUCCCUGUAUCGCCUACGGCGCCGGCUCCUGACGUUCCAGAAAGACCAAGCACCGCAGAAAGACCAACUACCGGGUCCGUCACUGUCAUCGAGCUGAACGACGCAGAGUACUGCACACGGGUGUUGCAGCUGCCUUUGGGCAAGUCUGAAGCUGAGGCCGAUGAGGAGCUCCUGGCUAGAGCAAGCGCCGUUGGCAUCACCGCUACUCUGCCAUCAUUGGCCAGCCAAUGUCCUCCCGCUAGCAGCUGGUCGGACUCGUCGUUUGGAACCCCACAGGACCGAUUAUUUUCUAAUAUUUCCAACAAGACCAAUGGAACUGGUGUAUCGACUCAAUCUUCUGCCGUCUGCCCUCCGAGCCCGCUAUUUGAUUCCGAAGGUGGAGAAAGAAGAAGUUCAACAUCAAGCCUGACUUUUGCCCACUAUGAACGCUACAUUUCUACCAUCGACUCUGGUAGCAAUGACGACAAGCCGGCCAAAGAUCCGCUUCCAAUUUACAAUUUCUCUCCUCGAAGGGUCUUCAUACCCUCUCCCAAGAGCAUGGCCAGCGCAGGUUCCAAGAAGAGCAGUUUUCAAGCCAUCAAAGAACGUUUGUUUGGAAGGAGAAAGAAGAAGAAGAAGGUUAUCCAGAUACUACCACCACCGCUACCACCCCCUGUUGUUGAAGUCAGGAUUGUAUGUACCACUUGUCGAGAUAGCUUUGAAGAAAAGUCCAGCGCCCUUCACAAGCUCAAGUGUGGCCACAUCCACUGCGUUGAUUGCGUAAAAACUAUGAUCAAGCAAGCCGUCGAGGAUGAAACCCUCAUGCCACCAAGCUGCUGUUCCUCUCCGCUUACGCCUUCAUUGAUCAGGGCAAUUCUGAACCAAGAUGACCAGGAUACAUUUUUGCUGGCAGUUGUGAAACUCAAUACUCCGGCUGACGAGCAAUUGUUUUGUCCUGACCCUGAUUGUGGCCACUUUAUUCCGCCCCAGGAUGGGUACGAUGUCAGGCACCCAUUUGAUCUCGCCUGCGUCAAAUGCAAUGGUCGUAUGUGCGGCAUAUGCAAAGACAUUGGCCAUGGCCUGGGCGAACAUUGCCCUCUGGACUGGGAGCUGACGUUGUUGAAGAAGAAGCAGCAACAGCAAAAUGACAAGGAGAUUUGGAGGCGAUGCUACCAGUGUAGGAAUCUGGUUAGCACGAGCGAGACAUCCCAAAUCACGACUUGUCUAUGCAAGGCCCAGUUCUGCUCUGUGUGCACGGGUAUUUGGGAUCCCAUCACUGGCUGCCCCAACCUUUGCAGCUUUGAAGAUGAAUUGCAACGGCGGCGGAUCGCAGCGACUCUGUCUUCUAUUAACGAACUGAAGCUACGCUCUAACCCGUCUGUUCAACAGCUGGGGCAGGAACAGCAGCAAGAGCUGCAUCGAUUCAUGAAGUACAAAUUCAAGACCAAAGAUGCGUUGCAGACACGCCACCUGAUGCAAGAGGCCACCUUGGAGGAAAAAUACGAGUUGCAAGAGGAAGCCAUCCAAGCGCGACAUAAGAAGACGUUGAAUUCGAUGGAGGUCCGUCACCUUAAGGCCGAGAUGGAGCUGCAAGACCGUCUGAAUAAAUACGAAGAUACCAUUGGCUAUCGAAUCAAGCACAUGGAAGGCUACUGCAACGGCCUUGGAAGAAACCCGAGCUCGCAGGCAGCAGCCAGGACUGUUACCGAGAAAGAUCUCCGAGAGCUCGGCCACCACUACCAUAUACGAGACACCAUGGAGCAAAUAUGGGCGGGCAAGAUCAACGUCAUGAGAGAGCGGCAAGACAGGCAGCAGGAAGACUGCCGUGUCACACAAGAGAAUGAGCUCGAGACUUUCAUGGAUAAGAGACAGGAAGUUCUCGACAAGAUGGAAGCCGAGUUUCUCCGGGAGGAGACUCACUUCAACGAAGUCUUUGCAGCUCGCCAGCGCCACAUACAGGCCCGAUGGGUCCUCGUCAUUGAGGUGCUGUGCAGAGAGUUUGAACAGCAGAGCCCUAAGCAGGCUUGCCGCCGUGUUUCCAUUCCAAAGUGGCCCGAAGAUAGAGUCUUCAGGACCCGCAACAGCGAAAAGCAGCAAUAA
Trichoderma gamsii is the source of this 2094-nucleotide messenger RNA. Its product is annotated as IBR domain-containing protein. The transcript is spliced from 2 exons. NCBI's taxonomy places the organism in Eukaryota, Fungi, Ascomycota, Sordariomycetes, Hypocreales, Hypocreaceae. Gene Ontology annotation, cellular component: ubiquitin ligase complex; cytoplasm. Gene Ontology annotation, molecular function: ubiquitin protein ligase activity; zinc ion binding; ubiquitin conjugating enzyme binding. Gene Ontology annotation, biological process: positive regulation of proteasomal ubiquitin-dependent protein catabolic process; protein polyubiquitination; ubiquitin-dependent protein catabolic process. The record is from RefSeq and is a predicted model, not a curated record. Bases 1 to 2094 code for a protein of 697 amino acids.